Chanos chanos (milkfish) is the source of this 3360-nucleotide messenger RNA. Its product is annotated as desmoglein-2-like. NCBI's taxonomy places the organism in Eukaryota, Metazoa, Chordata, Actinopteri, Gonorynchiformes, Chanidae. The record is from RefSeq and is a predicted model, not a curated record. The transcript is spliced from 14 exons. Gene Ontology annotation, biological process: homophilic cell-cell adhesion. Gene Ontology annotation, cellular component: desmosome; plasma membrane. Bases 1 to 3360 code for a protein of 1119 amino acids. Gene Ontology annotation, molecular function: calcium ion binding.
AUGGUACGCAAUGUUUUCCAGACUGAAGCCAGUCCAGAGCCCUCUGUUGCCUUGAGGAGAAACAAGAGAGAAUGGAUCGUUCCCCCACAAGUUCUUGAGGAAAAUGUGGAUUACACCAAAAGAGAAUAUAUCGCUCGGAUUCGCUCUGAUAAGGAGGACGAGGCCCUUCGCAAUGUGAGGUACUCUCUGAAGGGGGUUGGUGCUGACCAAGAACCUUUUAACCUGUUUGUGGUAAACCCUGACACUGGUUACGUCCGUGUCACAGGGAUGCUGGACCGAGAAGCCAUCGCCCAGUACAACCUUUCAGGAGUUGCUACAUUCACUGAUGGAAGAAUAGCAGAGAAUGAUAUUGAGCUGCGUAUCAAAGUCAAGGACCAGAAUGACAACCCACCUGUCUUUGACGUCAUCUCCCCGGGUUCUGUCUAUGAACUCAGUCCGUCCAACACCCCAGUCAUGAUGAUUCGAGCGACAGACAGAGACGAGCCAGGAACGCCUCAUAGUAAGAUCCGAUAUGAGAUUAUCGAGCAGAGGCCUGCAGGAAAAAUGAUGUUUACAGUCACUCCAAAUGGAGAGGUCCGAGUUAAGGAGGGCACUCUGGACAGAGAGACACAAGACACCUACACGCUGAUUGUGAGGGGGACUGAUCUGGAUGGGGCAGUGGGAGGUAACACAGGCACAGGGACCGUCAUGAUCAACAUCCUCGAUGUUAACGACAACGUUCCAACUCUGGAGCAAGAAACUUUUGAGGGCAGUAUUGAGGAGAAUACAAAUAAUGUUGAGGUGAUGAGAUUGAAAGCUUCAGAUCUCGAUGUCAUGAACACGGACAACUGGACUGCCAAGUUUGACAUAGUCUCAGGCAAUGAGGCUGGAUACUUCAGCAUUAAAACUGACCCUGAUACCAACGAGGGAAUCCUUAUGCUAAACAAGGCUGUGGAUUAUGAGGAUGUCAAAGACCUGAACCUUGGGAUUGCAGUAGGCAACAUGGCCCCUUUCCAUCCCUCUGUUUCAUCAGGGGUGUCGGAAAUCAUUAUUAAACCAGGAGGAGCUUCAGCAGGAGGUGGAGGUGGAGGUGGAGGCGGAGGUGGAGGUGGGGGAGGCAGCGGAGGAGGCAGUGGAGGAGGCAGCGGAGGAGGCAGCGGAGGAGGAACUGGAGCAGGAACUGGAGGAGGAAGUGGAAGUGGUAAAGUCUACAACGUCAACAUCAAGGUAAAAGACCAACCCGAAGGCCCACGAUUUAACCCGGAGGUAAAAGCUGUGCCCAUAUCAGAAGACGGCAACACAGUCAGUAUCAAUAAAGUCAUCGCUAAGUACCCGGCCAUUGAUGGGGAUACCCUCCUUCCAGCAGAAAACGUCAGAUAUGCCAAAAUAAAAGACCCAGAUAACUGGAUAACCAUCGACGAGGAGACAGCAGAAAUAAAACUCAACAAGCUGCCAGACAGAGAGUCCAAAUUCCUCAAGAACGGAACAUACUACGCUGAGGUCAUUUGCAUGACCCAAGACCUGCCCUCCAAGACAGCAACAGGCACCAUCGCCAUCCAGGUGGAGGACUUUAAUGAUCAUUGUCCUGAGCUGAAAAGUAAAACCCAGACCAUGUGCACUGAUCAGAACUUUGUCUACGUCACUGCGGUGGACAACGACGCUUUCCCCAACGGAGCUCCUUUCACUUUCGCCGUCGUCAAAGAGGCCUCCACCGGCGAGUGGAAGGUUGAGCGUCUCAACGACACAACAGUCAUUCUGAAGUCUGCUGAGGAGAUGUGGCCAGGACAGUACAAGGUGACCUUGGAUGUCCGUGACCAGCAGGACAAGGCGUGCCCAGACCUUCAGGUGCUGGACAUAAAAGUAUGCACCUGUUCAGAGGAGCAGGUCUGUGGGAACCGCGGAGCUGAGUCCACAGGAGCAGAAUUAGGCCCAGCUGGCAUCGGACUGAUCUUCCUGGGUCUCCUCCUGCUGCUUCUUCUACUUCUCCUGGCACUCUUCUGUCAGUGUGGGGGCGCUAGUGGCAUGGGAGCCUUCAGCGAUAUUCCCUUUGAAACGAAAGAACAUCUGAUCUCUUACCAUACGGAGGGCAUUGGGGAAGACCGGGAAGUGCCCAUCAUGGAGCCGGAUCAUGGCAAGUGGGGCAUCGGUGGGUCGUCUUGGGUAGGAGCAGCUGACGUUAAAACAUCAAAUGUUGGUGUCACGUCGUCUGCGAUGAACGCUAUGGAUAUGGAUGUCUGGAAUUACGGUGUCGGUGGUGGCGGAGCUGUUAUGGCUGCUGGUGCUGCUACUGUUGCUGCCAGUGCUGCCAGUGCAGGGAUGGGAGGUGGUUCCUAUCACAGGGUUGAAAGUUCCUAUGAUGAAAUGGCCCUCUCCACAGCAUUUCUAGAGGAAUACUACUCAAAGAAGGUGGACUCAGCAGUAGAAGAUAGCCUGGCUAAAGACAGUCAGCUGGUGUAUGAGUUUGAAGGUCAAGGUUCUCCCGUUGGCUCUAUUGGCUGCUGCAGUCUCCUCGACAUACAGGAGGACUUCCGGUUCCUUGACAAUCUGGGGCCCAAGUUUGUCACCCUGGCUGAGAUAUGCGGUGGAUCUGAAAUCCACACUGAGGUCUCUGCCCUCCCACCACCGAAGCCCAACCCUGUCCCCGCCGCCGCCACGGUCUCUGUGGAAAACAUCAUGAACACUGUCAACAGCGUACGCAGCACCUCGAUGGAGACACGCCCGAACACGGUAGUCACAGACAACGUGGUCGUGGAAAACAACCGGUCAACCCUGCACAAAGAAAACAACCUGUCAACCCUGCACAGAGAAAACAACCUGUCAACCCUGCACAAAGUGAAUGGCGGCCAGACGCUCGUUCUCCAGCAGCAGCAGCCUCUGUACUACAUGGUGGAGCAGCAGGUGCCCAGCGCUGUCCUGGUGGCGGAGAGGCCUCCGGUUACCCUGGGGCAGAGCAUGUACGUGGUGGGUGGAGCUCCAGUACAGGGCCUUAACACAGGUCUCAUCCAAACAGCAAAUCUCUCCGGCUCUCAGAUAAUGCUCGUGGAGGGUGCGGCCCCGGCGGGACAGGUUCUCCAGGGAACGAUUCAGAGGGGAGGCCUAAGUGGAUCUCAGGGACUAGUUUUACUGGAGGAUCAGGGCAGUCAGGUCCUGCAGGGGGCUCAGAUCAUACAUGGCACCCUCCCCAGGACCAUCGUUUCAGGCGGGGGGGCUCAGAAUGUUCUGGUAGUGGAAAGUCAGGGCGGGGUCAUCGCAGAGUCACAGAAUGGCAUUAUGGGAAUGAGCGGAUCCACCCAGAAAGUUAGCAAAAGUCCAUCCUCACAAAAGGUCGUCGUCCAGGAGAGAAAAGUUGUUACGAGCCAAAGCCAAUCUACCACUCAGUGA